This is a messenger RNA of Sphaeramia orbicularis (orbiculate cardinalfish), 2484 nucleotides long. It is a transcript of the gene mif4gdb, whose product is annotated as MIF4G domain containing b. Gene Ontology annotation, cellular component: cytosol. NCBI's taxonomy places the organism in Eukaryota, Metazoa, Chordata, Actinopteri, Kurtiformes, Apogonidae. Gene Ontology annotation, molecular function: protein binding; RNA binding; translation activator activity. The coding region runs from base 313 to 978 and encodes 221 amino acids. Gene Ontology annotation, biological process: regulation of translational initiation. The transcript has 6 exons. The record is from RefSeq and is a predicted model, not a curated record.
AAAACAAACUGCUCUUCAUAAUCUGGUCGCAUAUCUAGACACAGAACCAUGGAUUCAUUAUUUGUGUACUAACGUCGUCGGUGAGGGCAUUCAGAAUACGUUUUAAUGUAGAUAAGUGUGACCACAGUAGCGUAAAAAGGUUACGUUUCUAAAAUAGUUGUUGGUUUAUCAUUUGUGGGGGCGCUAACGUUAUUUUCCGACGCUCGGAGGACAGGUUUCUAUGAAGCUGCUGUGAUACUUCAUCUGCUCCGUGUUCAAAAGCGUCUGCUGACAUCUUCUAAAGUGGUCUCAAGUCUGAUUCGGGUGCUUACAAUGGAGAACUCUAACGAUGACUACAGGAUGCAGGUCUUUGACAUGGAAACACAGAUGUUGCUGAAAACAGCACUAAAAGAUCCCAGUUCAGUAAACCUUGAGAAGGUAUCCGAUAUCAUUGUGGAUCAGUCCCUGAAGGACCAGGUGUUCAGCAAAGAGGCAGGACGCAUCUGUUACACAAUUGUGCAGGCUGAGGCCAAGCAGAACAAUGGGAAUGUAUUCAGGAGGAACCUGUUGAACCGGCUGCAGCAGGAGUUUAAGGACCGUGAGGAAACAAGGGAACGCUCACUCCAGGAAUGGGUCUGCUACAUCACGUUCAUCUGUAACAUCUUUGACUACCUCAAAGUGAACAACAUGCCGAUGGUGGCCCUGGUGCAUCCUGUGUAUGACUGUCUGAUGAGGCUCGCCCAACCAGACGCUCUGAUGAACGAGGAGGAGGUGGACUGUCUGGUGGUGCAGCUGCAUCGUAUCGGAGAGCAGCUGGAGAAGGUGAAUAACCAGCGGAUGGAUGAACUUUUUUUCCUACUGCGGGACGGCUUUCUGCUCCAGGAAGGCCUCACCUCCAUGGCCCGUCUGCUGCUGCUGGAGAUCCUGGAGUUCAGGGCAGGAGGUUGGCUGCUCAGCAGCACCGCCCACAAGUACUACUACAGUGAAAUCGCCGAUUAAGAUACCCAAGCAGCUCUUUUGCAGCCGUAUUUGCCAACUUUAAAACACCUUUUAUACCUAGUUAACCUCACCAGUGAUUAUGAAACCAGCAAUUUCAAAACAGAUGGAUUUAGCAUCCUGGAAAUCGGUGGAAUUUCAGAAAAGUUGAAGAGGACUGUGGAGGGUUAGGCAGCAGUUCAACUGUUAGAAGACUUUUAGUUUUGCUGGGUUCUUUGAUACAUUUAAAACUGUUACUACGAUGUGCUGCCGUGGAUGUGGAAUGUGCAAUAGUUCACAAGAAUUUAAUUUAACGAGGUUUUGCCACAUUCAGGUACACAUUGUUUAAAUUGAUGCUGUUUUUACGUUUGAUUGCAGCAACAGAAGCAAAACACUGUUAGUUUUUUUCCUUCCUAGCAUUCCUUUUACAGACGACAUUUCAAGUUCAUGUUGAUUUGACCAAAACUACAGUAGUGGAAGCAGACAUUCCUGUCUAAUGACAGUUGAUUUGGUCUUUCCUUUUACAUUUUACAGUUGUGUGACCAAUGUUUUAGUGGAUUGGAUCCUUUUUUUUUUUUUUUUUUUUUUUUUUUUUUUAGAAUUGAACAGUUAAGGGUUUUAUUGCUGAGGAUCAGUUUCUAAGAUGGUUUGAAUUGCAGUUUUCUGCUUGGUUUGUCCAGUAGGAUUCCUGCUUUAUUGAAUUUUUUUUAUCCAUUUGUUACAUUUUUUCAGGUGAAACAUUGGGUUUAAUUCAGGGAUUUUCUUUGAAUAUGUUUUGCUACAGAAUAUGAACUCAAAUCACAAGUAAAAAACCAAAACAGUGGUUACAGUUCAUAUUAAAAGAUUUUUCUACAAGUUUAUUUAAAUUCAGCAGUUUGUUUAUAAAACACCAUAUGCCAAUAUAACACAGCCAAUGGGGAAUGUUUGACUCAUUAAGCAGUUUUCUGGUUGUUGGAGUGCUAGAGGAGUAAACAUUUUAGUUCUUGUUGUGUUCAGGUUCCACCAACACUUGUAACACUAUGUAGCUGAGGUCUGUUUUAUGUGGAGUGUGUUGUGGAUUGGACAUUUGUUUUACUACCAAAGUUUUUCCUUUGAAUCAAACCCAAAAAAUAGGUUUUAGAAUUCAGAAUAUUUAAAAAUCUGCAAAUAAGGCAAGCUUACUUUAAAUACGUUGCAUUCACAGCAGUCUGACAAAUCAUCUUCCGACCAACUCGGAGCAAAACAAUCCUCCGUUAAUUAUAAGUUAAAUUUCAGCUAUAAAAACUAUGAAAAUAUUGUCAAGGUGAGACCUAGUUUGAGGUAAAAGUAGGUUUAUUUGAUGUUAAACUAAUCUGUGAGUUAAAUAGGACUUUAUGCAAUGAAAAAUCAAACUCUGGACAGUCCUUUCAGGCCUCAGUACUGACUGCAGUAUAUGUUUCUAUAGUUUUGUAAUGCACAAUCAUUUUUACAUUACUCAUUCCCUUUUUUAUGAUUGGAUUGUACAUUUAAUGCAGAUCUGUUUGUUCUAAUAAAUCUUAUUAGUUUUUUCCA